Molecule: messenger RNA, 1099 nt
Organism: Carya illinoinensis
Lineage: Eukaryota; Viridiplantae; Streptophyta; Magnoliopsida; Fagales; Juglandaceae
Product: RPM1-interacting protein 4-like
Exons: 4
Coding region: 168-572 (134 amino acids)
Source: RefSeq, a predicted model, not a curated record
GUUAUUCACACUUUUGGCUGCAGCUUCGCUGGCAUCUGUAGUUCCGUACGAUAACUGUCUAGUUAAAUGUUGAAGUGGGUCAACGACGGACCACUUUGAUUACCCCCGUCUACUGCGAAGUUCUUCUCUUCUCGGGAUUUGGCUGGGAAGUGCUUGUUCGAGGGCUAAUGGCGCUUGGGCACUCACCUCUGGACCAUCAUUACCAGGCAAAGAAUGGAGGCAAAGGCAGUGGAGUGUCUUCUUCCUCGUGGGAAAGGAAGGCUUCGUCUCAAGGUAGCAGUCAUAGCUUAGCUCCAUUGACUCCAGGAAGGUCUCAACCAAGAUCAGUUGCUCGGGGCAAUGAAAGUCCUGAUCACAGUGCUGCUGUUCCAAAAUUUGGUGAGUGGGAUGACAGCAACCCUGUGCCAACUGUAGGUUACACUGCGAUUUUUGACAUGAUGCAACAGGAGAAGCAAGUUGAGGCUGGAAAGGUACCAGUUGGGGCAAGUGAAAACUCUCAUUCAAAUGGCUACAAGCAACCUGAUAAUAAAAAUUCCAAGAGCCGUUGCUGCUUUCCAUGGGCGAGCAAAUGAUAUCUAUUAUAUGUGGAGAGGAGUAGAAAGCGUUUGUGGUGUAAACUUGUAUUGCUUGGGUGGUCUUUUAGUAUAGAGUAGCGUUUUAUUAAGUGCAUUCUUUCAGUUGUUUCUGAAAGUUACCUGAAAAAAGAAGAGAAAUUCAAGUGAAAGAGAAGUGUUAUUCACCAUCCUUUUAAUCAUUAUUUUUUCAUCACCCCCUGAUGUUACAUUAAAUGAUUGAAAAACUAUUUGUUAUCUUUUACUUAAAUGCCAAUCAUUUGAUGCCACAUUAGGGGAUGACAGAAGAAUAAUGGUUAAAAGGAUGAUGAAUUCAUUUUUUUUAAGCGAUAAUUUCACAUUGCCCAGGAAAAAGAAAAGGUAUGGGCGGGGAAACAUCACUCUUCAUAUUUCUGGCUUCCACCUUAAAUCCUAUGUUGUAUUAUGUUCACUUUAUCAUAUAUUAGGCCUACUUGGUGCUUAAAUUGCCGCCAUGUUGAUGUCUAAUUGUUCUUCAAAUGAAUAUGUGAUCUCUAGUUCAAUAGUUA